Molecule: messenger RNA, 1296 nt
Organism: Seminavis robusta
Lineage: Eukaryota; Bacillariophyta; Bacillariophyceae; Naviculales; Naviculaceae
Source: the annotation of a GenBank genome assembly
AUGAUGCUAUUAGGCAACGAGAAAUUAGUUCAGGAGGCCAGGAAGCUUGUGAGUGCCUACGGCUUAGAAGCAGUUGAAGUGUGCCUCCACAACAUCCGCAAUGACAAGGAAUUGGGAAGAGAAAAAGGUCUUUCGGACGAGACGAAUGCCAUUGAAGACCCUGAAGUCGUUCCAGCUUCACCCGCUCCAACUCCGGCCCCUCCCAAGUCAGACGACAUAUCCCUCGCUUCAGUACUUGCUACUGCUACGAGCAUAAACAAGGAUCUUGACAAGGCUCUACAGCUUGUUCACGACCGCAACAAGAAAGCUUCUGCGACUGUGGGUUUUCAGAUGAACUCCAGUGAUGACCGUAAAGUCAUGGCGGCCAUAAUCGACGCAUCCUUCGAUUCUCUCUUUGCUAUUGACUUGAAUGGCUGCAUUCAAUUCGCAAACCAAACGGCUGCACAGGUCUUUGGCUACGAAAAGGAAGAGUUGAUCGGCAGUAACAUCUCUUGCACUGUCGGGGGUGGCCAUGCUGCUUCUCAUGAUGGAUACCUCCAAAAGUACAAGGAAACAGGGGUCACCAACUUGAUGGGAUCAAUGCGAGAAGUACAAGCAAGGCGCAAAGAUGGAACAGAGUUUCCAGUGAAGCUGGGCAUCAAGAGAGUGUAUCGACAAAACAACGACUUGCUUGUGGCUUUCAUUCGGGAUAUCACUGAGCAGAAGAAAGCUGAGGCACUGCAAUCCAAAGUACAAGAAGACCAAAAAGUGAGGGCUGCCAUCUUGGAUGCUUCCUUUGAUGCCAUGUUUGCCAUUAAUCUGGAGGGCAAGAUUGAGCUGGUGAACCUGGCUGCUAUCAAGCAGUUUGGAUAUGAUAGCCAAGAAGGCCUUGUUGGCAACAACAUUGACAUGAUUGUUGGUGGGGGGCAUGCCAGAUCUCAUAAUCAGUACCUGAAAAAGUACAAGGACACAGGCGUUGAAAGGCUGAUGGGAACCCUCAGAGAGGUCAAGGGCAAACGCAAGGAUGGAUCUGAGUUCCCUUGCAUCAUUGGAAUCAAGAGAGUUGACAGGAAUGGCAGUAGUGAUAAUCCUCUCAUGGUGGCCUUCAUUCGGGAUAUCACCAAGCAGAAGGAAGCAGAUGCACUCCAGUUGAGAGUCCAGGAAGACCAAAAGGUCAGGGCUGCCAUCUUGGAUGCCUCCUUUGAUGCCAUGUUUGCCAUUGAUCUGGAGGGCAAGAUUGAGCUGGUGAACCUGGCUGCUAUCAAGCAUUUGGAUAUGAUAGCCAAGAAGACCUUGUUGGCAACAACAUUGACAUGA